AUGUGGGCCGGCAGUGAAAGUGAAACUUCUCCCCAGGCUGCAGGAGACGCGAUAGCAAAGUUGUCGAUACCAAACCCCAACAUAUCUCACGACCGUCACGACCGUAACGACCCAUCUGCACUUACACUACCCCAGCGCCAGCAGCGCCGAUCUCUGAUACAGACUCCCCCACCACGUACUUCAAGUCUUACUCCGGCUCAGCGAUCAGAAACUCCCUCAUCACAGCAUCGCUUGCGGCGCACCCCACGCUUCUCAGCUACGCCCAGCCCCAAGCCAGCAGAACCAAAACGCCGGGAGCCUGAGUCUGCGCCUGCCAAGGUCACUGUCACUCUUGGUCCCAUAGGUCAAUACGUUCUAGCUGGCGACCAAGAUAAAGGCAAGGGCAAAGCUCGUGUGCGACCUCGUCCGCCACCGCGGAAGCUUUCUCAAGAUCUGAGCAGUGAGGAUAACGACGAAGAAGACUCACCUGGGUCGCAACAUCGCCGGAGUAGAUUCGACCUUCCGGAGCCCGACGCUGUCCUCCGUAUCUCGAAGCGCACUCACCGCGCAGUUCUGUAUACGCUCGAAGAGCUACUGCGUGGUCCGCACCAGCUUAGCUCUGAUUUUGUCGAGGAAACCGCCUCAAUGGCUGAUUUAAUGGGCGGUGGCAUACCCACCUCCAAUGGCAACGGCGGCUCAUCUUCAAGAAUGCCGGCCGCUCGAGCUCCUACAGGUUCACCAUCUGGGAUUAGAGGGCCCAGGAUGAUUAUGCAAGAGCGAGCAGCCCGAGAGGCUAGGCAGCGAGAGGAACGAGAGCGAGCAGAACGUCAACAUGCCGCCGAAGAAGCUCGCUUAUUAGAGGAAGCAAAUCGGAGAGAAGCUGAGCGAAGAGCCCCUGCUGGAGCUGGGGGUCCUGAAUUUAGGCAGAACCUGCCUGGCGGCGUCGAUUCUAAUGUGUCUAGAAGAGCAACGACCACCAGACCUAGUGGCCGUACAGGUCCUGAGGCCGAACCCCGUGUAGGUGAACCAUCGAGAACUGCUGCAGUAGGUGCUUCUGCACAGCCAUCGCAACGCCAAACAGCCGCACCACAUCAGACACAACAACCUUCUAGUGCAGAUGCGACAGCCGGGCAUUCACAAUCGCAGCACUUGUCAACCUCUGAUUCCGUGACUGCAGCUGGGCGGGGUAGAAACUCGUUCCCUCAUGCAUUUGAAAGAUGGGAGACUUUGUCGGCACAUUGGGAGGGCCUAACUAGUUUCUGGAUUCGCAAACUCAAGCAGAAUGCAGAGGAGAUUAACCUUGAUCCGGUUUCGCAGCAACUUGCGCGUAACGUAUCGGAUCUCUCUUCCGCCGGCGCAAACCUUUUCCAUGCUGUGGUGGAGCUCCAGCGUCUCAGAGCUUCCUCGGAACGCAAAUUCCAGCGGUGGUUCUUUGAAACGCGCACUGAAAUUGAGCGCAACCAAGAAGUUACAGCAUUGUUGGAGGCAGCUUUGGAAGAAGAACGUCGCAGCCGAGCAGAUGCAAUCCGUGAAGCCCUAGAACAAGAGAAAGGUAACUCCAAAACCCAGAAGCUGUUGAGCGAGAUGCGCAAGGAACUUCAAAUCUCAAAAGAGGAAGCCCGUCGUGCCUGGGACGAGCUCGGUCGGCGCGAGCAGGAGGAGCGAGACAGAACCACAUCCCUUCAGCAGGGCCACCCGACAAUUGUUGGCGGCGUGCAAGUUGUACCCAUGACUCAGGGAGUCAGCCGCCAUAGCAGUCGCCGGGACCAGCAGCCAUAUGCUCAAGGCGAAUCCGACUAUGGACAGACGUCUAGCUCUCGCCCCGAAUAUUCUGAAGCGCCAGCUGUUCAGCCCGUUGUCGCAUCGUCGUCUGGGGCCGGGGCUGGUACUGGUGCUUCUCAGCAGCCUCCGACCACUGUUCAUCACCAAGGCAGCUACGGUUCCGAGGGGGCCUACAGCGAAGGUGAGUACCCAGUCGAUGCACGUGGGCGUUUUGUCGGAGACUCCCGAGGAAACAAGAUGCCCUUCCGUGCACCCGCUUCGGAUGGUGAAUCUGACGUUGGAAUAGACGAAUUUGAAACCCCCGGAGCGCAGCCCACUACGCAAUAUCCGACGUCGACUGGCGCACAGCCGCGGCCAGAUUACUCGGGGGCGGGUUAUAGCUCAUCCGAAUGGGACACUGUAGGGGGCGCUCGACACCAUCAUCCGACUAGACUGAGCGAUGUUCUCGAGGAAGAGGAGGAGCGCAGUCGCACGAGCGCAAGCCAGAGCCAGGUCAGCCGUGUUUGA
Molecule: messenger RNA, 2268 nt
Organism: Truncatella angustata
Lineage: Eukaryota; Fungi; Ascomycota; Sordariomycetes; Amphisphaeriales; Sporocadaceae
Exons: 3
Coding region: 1-2268 (755 amino acids)
Source: RefSeq, a predicted model, not a curated record